Messenger RNA from Melospiza georgiana, 1309 nucleotides. RefSeq lists its product as uncharacterized. The record is from RefSeq and is a predicted model, not a curated record. NCBI's taxonomy places the organism in Eukaryota, Metazoa, Chordata, Aves, Passeriformes, Passerellidae. Bases 1 to 1308 code for a protein of 435 amino acids. The transcript is spliced from 3 exons.
AUGGGAGGGGUCCAGAGGGCCUGUCCUGCUCCAGGACAGCACUGCCCACACCCCAGUGGGGCAGGGACCCCCCGCCCCUCGCUGGGGCUUUCCAAAGGCUUCAUCCCAAGGCCCGGCUCCGGGCUGCGGUUGCUUUUCCCCUGGGUGUGCUGGGGUUUGGGGGUGCAGCUCUGGGAGCGCCCGGGCCGGGCUGGGCUGACCCAGGCACGGGGGCUGCAAGUAACGUGGAAUAAAAGCACCUCAAACCAGAGCCUCCUGCACUCCUGCACUCUGUCACCUGUCCUGGGGUGCUCCACACUCCCCACGGGAAUGGGGGAAUGCUGGGCGAGGAUGGGGCUGGAUGUUCUGUGUCCCCAGUGGAAUAUGGGGAACCUUGUGUCCCAUCACUGUCUCCUGCACUCUGUCACCUCGGGUGAGGCUGGCUCUGUUCCCGAUGGGAAUGUGGGGACACUGUGCCCCAGCACGGUGCCACCUCUGCUGUGUCAUCUGUGCCAGGAUGGGACCAGGAUGCUCCAUGUUCCCAGCUGGAACAGGGGGACACAGCCUCCCGUCCUUUGUCACCUGCCGGGACGCUCCUCAUUCCCCGCGGGAGCCGGGGCCCCCUGCUCCCCGUGGCCGUGCCACCUGCACUCCAUCACGGCCGGGCCGGGCCGCUCCGCAUUCCGCCGGGGCUGUGUGUCCGGGCUGUGUCCGCGGUCUGUUUGCAAUCAGCCCCGGAGCCGCGUGCGGCCGGGCCCGGUGCCAGCCCCAGGCUGGAGCAGGGGGAGCGGGAGCGGCGGGAGCCAGAGCGGGGAGCGCAGCCCGGCGAGCGGCCGCGGCAGCGGGGCCGGGGAGGUGGCACCUGCCCUGGGGAGGGACAGCAGCCCCGGGGGACACGGGGACAUGGCCCGGCUGCUGCUCCUCCUGCUGCUCGCCGCUCUGGGCUGCGCAGCCAGGCCGGGCCGGCGGCCGGCGCCGUGGGACGAUGGAGCUGACGCCCAGAGACCCCCGGCGAGGGGCUGCGCCAACCUGACGCUGGUGCUGGACAACUGGAAAUUCGCCAUCACCUCCCAGCUGAGGAACCUGCUGCUGUCCGACCACCAGACCGUGCUGCCCGACUACGGCCGGAUCCCGGCGCUCUCGGGGGCCCUGGAUGAGCUGUACCGGGAUUUCCGCGGCCUGAAGGAGCAGCUGGGCCGGCUCUCGGAUCGCUUCGCCCACCUCGAAGCCUCCGUGGAGCAGCUGAGCCGGGCCCGGGGCGCUGCAGGGCCCCCGCGCCGGGGAGGGGUCCCCCAAAACCCCCGGAGGGCCCCCGGGACCCCGCCGUGAG